Messenger RNA from Annulohypoxylon truncatum, 714 nucleotides. RefSeq lists its product as uncharacterized. The record is from RefSeq and is a predicted model, not a curated record. Lineage: Eukaryota; Fungi; Ascomycota; Sordariomycetes; Xylariales; Hypoxylaceae. Bases 1 to 714 code for a protein of 237 amino acids. The transcript is spliced from 2 exons.
AUGCGUCGAACCAUCAGAAGAGUGUCCGCAAAGCCCAUCAUCUUCCAGUUCUCGCUCGGAGAGGAACGAUAUCAAAAAGCGGUCGAUAUUAGAGAGACGCGGCAGCAAAUCGACUAUACUGCAACGAUCAGAAAGCUCGCCGAAAAUCGCACUCCCCAUGCAAUACUCCUCACCGACUUCAGCAUCGCCGAACCCAAGAACUUUAUGCUACUACUCAAAGUGAUCCGGUACGCCCGAGAAGGCGGCAUUGUCGUGCUAAGCGUGUGCUUUGCCUUCACCAUGCACUUCGACCGUUUCGACCAAUUCAUGAAGGAGUGGGGUCUACCCUGGGCAAUACACGGCGAACAUUGCCAUCGCUGCAUCCUAAACCCUUCAGCCGUGGGUCCCAAUACGCGGUGGAAGUCUGGCUUGCCGAACAUUUACGGGUUCUGCCAAUUCAAUAUGGUCUAUCUCAAGAACGUUUCGCCCGAAUCUUGCUGGUACCUCCCCGAGCCACCCAGGUCAUACGGCUUCGAUGGCGACAAUAAAUGGCAGCCUCUCGGAAGGGAGACACCGGUCGCCUUCUCCCGGGUCGGGAAGGGAUACUUGGGAUUUACUGGAGAUGUGGACCAAGAAGAAGCUACCGAUGCCGUGCUUUUCUCGAUGCUUGGAUUGAACUUACCACUAUCGACUGAAUGGAUCUUUAAGGAGGAAGGGUUCAAGAGUUGGUACUAA